Strigops habroptila (Kakapo) is the source of this 3360-nucleotide messenger RNA. It is a transcript of the gene PUM3, whose product is annotated as pumilio RNA binding family member 3. The transcript has 18 exons. The coding region runs from base 36 to 2024 and encodes 662 amino acids. Gene Ontology annotation, molecular function: mRNA binding. The record is from RefSeq and is a predicted model, not a curated record. Gene Ontology annotation, biological process: regulation of translation. Lineage: Eukaryota; Metazoa; Chordata; Aves; Psittaciformes; Psittacidae. Gene Ontology annotation, cellular component: nucleolus.
CACGCUGCAUCAGCACUGUCGCACGGCAGCGGCCAAUGGGGAGCCGCGCCCGCAGGAGGGGGCCGCAAAGCGCGGGCGAGGCGGCACGUGUGAGUGCUGCCACGAUGGAAACCAAGGGUAAAAAGAAGUUCGUGGGGAAAAGGGGAAAACCGCCUUAUGGAAAAGCGCCACAUGGUCAGACGAAAUUUAAAAAAGAUAAUGAUUCAGGUCCACCAAAGAAACUCCUCAAGAAAGGAGAUGAGGAGGGAAAGCCUAAAUCCAUUUCCAAGAAAUUUGUGAAAGGACAGUUAAGACCUGGAAGAGCUACUGUCAAACAGUUCAAGAAUAAACAGCAAUCAGAAAAGUUUGCAAAGAAGAGGAAGCUCACGGAUGGAGAAGAGGGAGGGUCGGAUUCUAAGAAGCCAAAGUGGAAUGACUUCAAAAAGAAAAGGAAGGAAUUAAAGCAAACCAGACAACUUAAUGAUAAAAGUAAUUAUGACAUAAUUGUGAAAUCAAAGCAAAUAUGGGAAAGUGUGAGAAGGAAGAAAUGUGAUAAGGAGAAGCGAGAAAAGCUCAUGAAUGACCUACAGAAGCUUCUUCAUGGAAAAAUUAAAAGUCUGGCGUUUGCACAUGAUUCGACUCGAGUGAUCCAGUGCUUUAUUCAGUAUGGUAAUGAGAAGCAAAGGCAACAGACAUUUGAAGAAUUGAAAGAUAGCUUAGUAGAGUUGAGCAAGUCAAAAUAUUCCAGAAAUAUUGUGAAGAAGUUCCUUAUGUAUGGGACAAAACCACAAGUUGCAGAAAUAAUAAAAAGUUUUAAAGGCCAUGUGAGAAAAAUGCUCCGUCAUGCUGAAGCAUCUGCUGUAGUGGAAUAUGCAUAUAAUGACAAAGCCAUUCUGGAGCAGAGGAAUAUGCUGACAGAAGAACUAUAUGGGAACACUUUCCAGGUUUACAAGACACCAGUUGUCCCAACGCUGGAUAAAGUAUUAGAAGCUCGGCCUGAAAAGAGAGAGGCCAUCUUGGAUGAAAUGAAACAGAUUCUUACACCAAUGGCACAGAAAGAAGCUGUGAUAAAACACUCACUGGUACAUAAAGUAUUUUUGGACUUUUUCACUUAUGCUCUUCCGAAACAAAGAUCUGAAAUGAUAGAAGCUAUCAGAGAGGCUGUCAUCUAUCUGGCACACACUCAUGAUGGAGCCCGAGUAGCAAUGCACUGCUUAUGGCAUGGUACUCCCAAGGACAGAAAAGUAAUUGUGAAAACUAUGAAGACAUAUAUUGAAAAAAUAGCAACGGGUGAAUUUUCUCAUCUGGUCUUGCUGGCAGCAUUUGAUUGCAUCGAUGACACUAAACUUGUGAAACAGUUAAUUCUGUCAGAAAUAAAUGCUGCUUUACCCAAUAUAAUAAACAACAAAUAUGGAAAGAAGGUCUUGUUGUACUUGCUAAGUCCUAGAGACCCUGCACAUUUUGUUCCAGAAAUCAUCACACUUCUGCAACAGGGAGAUGGAAAUGCCUAUAGUAAGAAGAAUACUGAAGUCCGCCGUCGUGAACUCCUGGAAGCAAUUUCCUCACCUUUGCUAGAAUAUUUGCAAGAACAUACCCAAGAAGUAGUCACAGACAAAGCUACCUUUGUCUUGGUUGCUGACAUCUUAAGAACAGCUGUUGGUGAGAUCCAGCCUGUGCUAGGUGCAAUAGCUAAUUUAGCAGCAGAAGAGCUGGUUCCAGGUGGCCGUGAUGGGCAGCUUCACAUUGCAGAGCAUCCAGCAGGCCAUCUAGUUUUGAAAUGGUUAAUAGAGCAAGAUGAAAAAAUGAGGGAGAGUGGAAAAGAAGUUUGCUUUGGAAGAACAUUGCUGGAACGUGUUGGUAUUGAGAAUAUGAAGACCUGGGCAGAAGUAAAUCGAGGCGCCAUUAUUCUUUGUUGCCUUCUCCGCAGCACCGAUCAAAAAGUGGCAAAUACAGUCAAAAAAGGGCUGAAAAAACUUGUCCCGAAGUUGAAGUUAAAUAAAAAUGUAAAAGGAAUAGAAGCAUUACUGGAGAAAUUGACUUCCUAGUGUAAAUGAAGCUAAAAAGACAAUUUACAUCAAUGCAAUCAACUGAGAGUUGGUAAGAUUUUGCAUCAUGGUUGUUUUAAGACACAGUACAUGCAUUUGUAAAUUAAAUAAUUUCUAAACCAGCUUGUCUGUUGAACUUACUCUGUGGUGUACAGUAAAUGCUUGUUCUCAGAGACUGAAAUCUCAAGAACAUUUAGGAGCUACUGGAAACUUAUGAACAUGCAAUCUAAUCAAGGAGUGAAAUCUUUCCUGAUAACCUGCACAAAAAUGUUUUGAGUCUUGUUCAGAUUUGUGUGUAUGUUGUCCUAAUCACCAUGGAAACAGAGCAUCUGUUCUGGAGAUGCUGUGUACUGGGCAGAUAAAUACACUUGUUCUUAAUCUCUUUCCCUCGUGGUUUCCUCAAAAAGCAAAGCAGAAAAACAGCUCAAGUCCCAUUCUUACCCUGUGAAGGAGUGAUGGAGGGUCUCAUCUUUCAGGAACUAAUAAGAAUAGAACAAAAAUAGUCUCUCUGACAUUUCACAAAGAAGGUCCUGAAGGAGAAGCUGACUGUUUCAGUGCACCACAGUUUGGUUUUAUUUUUCUUAAGUCUUCUGAAAACUACAGACUUUUAAGGCCUGAUAAACCAGAGGGAUUUGGGGUUUUUUUGGUGUCAUCUUUAUAAUAGGGAUGAGAUGAAUUUUCUUCUGCAUGAUACCAAAUAGAUGUCCUAUUGAUUUCUACUGUACCCUAUUUUUGAUAGAAAAAUCAAGCCAGUGUUUUAUCUUCUCAUUCUAAGCAAAGGAGAAAACAAACAAACUAACAAGUAAAACCAAACCUUUCUUGGUAAGGCAUCCAUAUAAUACCCUGGUGGUGUUUCAUGCCAUGCUGAUAGACUAAUCCAGAGGACCAAGUUAAUUGAAUCCUUAACUGUAAGAGUCACUCUUUACUGUUGCUCCAGUUUUUCAUAGCAGAUAGGCAUUAUUUUCUCCUAAGAUACAGCUCCCUUGAAAAAGUACAGUGCAACUAAUUGGAAGUUGUCAGUGGUUAAGUACACUGGCUUAAGUUUCUGUAUUUUACGUAUCUCGAAUUAGACUCCUAAAUUACUGAGUUUAUUAUCAGAGGUCAUGAUACAACUACUCCUGCAGUCCAUCAGGAACUGCAGUGCUCAGAGCCCAGGAAAAUCAGAUGACCCAGAAAGACUCAGACUUGCAUGCUUAGCAUGAGGUAAAAUAAGCUGGUUAUCUAGGCAGUACCUGUAUGUAUACAGGUGCUGGAGUUGUUACGUGCAUUUUCUAGAUUUGUAUGUUUAAGUAUAAAUAGUUUAUCCAAAGCAAUAAAAUACAUUGUUUCAUCUUAA